This is a messenger RNA of Hevea brasiliensis (rubber tree), 723 nucleotides long. RefSeq names its product NADH-ubiquinone oxidoreductase 20.9 kDa subunit. The record is from RefSeq and is a predicted model, not a curated record. Lineage: Eukaryota; Viridiplantae; Streptophyta; Magnoliopsida; Malpighiales; Euphorbiaceae. The transcript is spliced from 2 exons. Bases 91 to 408 code for a protein of 105 amino acids.
GAAAAUCAAAGGAAAACCCCGCAGCAGACAGAAGUGAAAAAGAAGUGACACGUACAGACUAAAAUCUCUGGCUAGAGAGCAAGAGAAAAGAUGAACACUGAUAUCACUGCAUCCACGAAACCAGAGUACCCAGUGAUAGAUCGCAAUCCGCCAUUCACUAAGGUUGUCGGUAACUUCAACUUUCUCGAUUACUGCCGUUUCGCCACCAUCACAGGCGUCUCCGUCACCGUUGGCUACCUCUCUGGGAUAAAGCCAGGUAUAAAGGGACCGUCGAUGGUUACUGGAGGAUUGAUAGGCCUUAUGGGAGGUUUCAUGUACGCUUAUCAAAACUCCGCGGGUCGACUCAUGGGGUUUUUCCCUAAUGAGGGUGAGGUUGCUCAAUACCAGAAACAUGGUUUCAACAAGUAGGAUUUCGACUGUUCUUAUUAUUGAAUGAUUUUCUCAAGGGGGAAAAAAAUCAAGAUCUCUCCUUGUUAUCAUCAUUUCGAAGAUGAUUAUGGUAAUAAUUGGAUUGUCUUUUGCGCUUGUUCACAUAUUGAUACUCAACCUUGCUUAAUUUGGAGGUCAAAUUGGGUUAUGGACCAAUAUUAGGUGCUUUUUAGUUUUCUUUAUCCUGAUUUACUUUGGAUUUAUAUAUGUUUGAUCUAACUUGCUGUGUCUUGUGUUGAGCUAUUAACAUCAUUAGGCAUUCAUUAAGGAGUUUCAUUGUUGUGUUUUGCUUGA